CUCCACCUCUCACCUCCCCACCUUCGAAGUUCCCUCUAUCCAAGCUUCAAAUCCUCAUGGCUCAGAAGGUGAUACUGAAGGUGUUGACGAUGGCAGACGACAAAACGAAGCAGAAGGCCAUCGAAGCUGCUGCUGAUAUUUUCGGGGUGGACUCGAUAGCGGCGGAUUUGACGGAUCAGAAGCUGACGGUGAUAGGAUUGAUGGACACGGUGGCGGUGGUGAAGAAGCUGAAGAAAGUGGGGAAGGUGGACAUCAUAUCGGUAGGACCAGCGGUGGAGGAGAAGAAAGAGGAGAAGAAGGAAGAGAAGAAAGAGGACAAGAAAGAGGAAAAGGAGGAGCCCCAAGUGGAGAAAAAAGAAGAAGCAAAAGUUGUGGAGAAUAAGUGAAGAAAAAAUGAGUGAAAUUUAGAUGAAUGGCAUGUAUUAAAUUAAGGUAUCGAAUAACUUACUUCUACUAUUGUUCGAUCUUGAAUUGAGUUCAACAUCUUUUCUUA
Messenger RNA from Eucalyptus grandis, 493 nucleotides. RefSeq names its product heavy metal-associated isoprenylated plant protein 39-like. The record is from RefSeq and is a predicted model, not a curated record. The transcript has 3 exons. Gene Ontology annotation, molecular function: metal ion binding. Bases 57 to 386 code for a protein of 109 amino acids. Lineage: Eukaryota; Viridiplantae; Streptophyta; Magnoliopsida; Myrtales; Myrtaceae.